Messenger RNA from Brugia pahangi, 282 nucleotides. The record is from the annotation of a GenBank genome assembly. NCBI's taxonomy places the organism in Eukaryota, Metazoa, Nematoda, Chromadorea, Rhabditida, Onchocercidae.
AUGGCAGAAUCAUCAAAUGAAAAUUACAAAGUGCCAAUUGGAUUACGUCCAUUAUUAGAAGCAUUUGUACGUGAAACACUGAGAACACAGCCAACUGAUUUAGUCAGUUUUUCGAUUCUGUUUUUCAACGUUUUGCAGAAACAUCGCAAACCUCCUUUGCCAACCGUUGCAACACAUAUGGUGUUGAAACGUAAAGUAAUACAUUCAUUCAUCAUCAAACAAGAAUUGACAGCUCAAAACUUGAGAAUAGUAAUAUGGCCAAACUUGAGAAAAAAAGCUUGA